CGACAAAUUAAGGUGUUGUCUCAAACACAAAAUACAGUUGACGCUGUCUACACAAUUUGUUACAGAAUCUUCAAAGAUUACCUAUAAGUCACCAUUUGUCAACUUUGGUAAGUCUCAUUUUAUCAUCUUGUAAUAUUUAACUAACUAAUAAUAACUAAUCACGUUGCAAACGCUAAGAACUCGUUGCUAAUAUUUGAUGUCAAGUACUGAUCCAGCAAUUAGACCAGUGGACCAGACUCUUGAAGAUUGAGAGUUAAAAUAUUUAAUAUAUAAUCUGUCAGACUGUCACCAUCCCUCGACUUUGGUAAGUGUAUUAAUUUCAUUAUCUUUGUAUUGUCUACAAUUAGCUAACCUACGAUGAAAUUUAGACUUUAAAUCUCGUGUACUUUAUAUAAAAGAUAAGAACUCAUAUAUGUUUGUUUUAAAUGUUUACAUGUUGCAUAGUCCAACAAAAAUAUUUCAUAACGAAAUCCAAGGAAUUUCUGGAAUGUUCGGAAACUAAAAACGCACAGUAGGGACACUUUGUGUGUUUCACUUUGUGUGUUUCACAUUUCAAUGUCGUUCUAUGGUACAAUAUUCUGACAGCAAUAUUCUAUCAUGAUAAGAUUUAUAUUUAUUUACAGAUAAGUUUCCUAUCUGGCUGAUUACUAAAGUAAUUUUGUUGAUCCUGUCCUAAUAAAUGUAUAUAAAUUUCCACUCGACAAUUUCCACGAUUGAGAUAAAUAGCAUGGCCAGUUUCAAUGGGUAGCUUAGCCACUGGUUCAUCAGUAGGUUUUGACUUCAGCCCCCCCCCCCCCGCACACACAAUAAAUUUUAAGUCGGGCAGAUUUGCUUAAAAAUCAAACAUAUUCUAUUCAAAGUCGCGCAAAUGACGAAAGGGAAAAAAACUGGAAAAACGGGUUUUAAAAACCCCUCGGAAAAAAAUGUUGGUAUUGGUCAGGCAAUGUCCAUGAAGGUAUACAACUAUUUCAAUUUUCCGCUUUGCUCCGGGACAACCUUAAUUGAACAAGACGCCUGCUCAGGCGUUCACACUGACCUGAAAAUGACGACAUACGCGCUAUGGUGCAGUAGAAAAGAAUACAAAUCGUGGAGUAUGGCAUUUUGGCUUAAUCCUUGCACCCUGAGCCUGCGAUGCGCUUAACGCAAACACGAUUUCUCGACGACGAAAACAACAGAAAACAGAAAAUUAGGGAUUUAAGACACUUGACCUUUCAGGUCAGUGUAAAUAGCUGUAUACAAAUAUAAUUCCAUCCUUAAAGAUAGCUGCCUGCACACAGGAUAAAUUAUAAAGACCCGUUUACACUGGCAAUUUUUGCUAUGAUUUUAGGUGUGAUUUUCUUCUUCUGAAGGAUGUGAAUGAGUAAAUAAGUUAUGAAUGCUCUGAGUGUAUGUACCCUCAUCUAAACAUUCCAAACUCAUCCACUCGUUCACAUACGUCAGAAGAAGAAAAUCGGAUCUUAAAUCGCAGCAAAAAUUAACAACUGUAAACGGGCCUUAAGAUAAAUUACAAAAUUCUAUGGACUGCAAUUGACCAUUUGCGUAAUAGACUAAAUUUUGAUCUCAACAAAAAUUUCAUUACAGCUUGAAAGAGCGUCACAAAAUUAGUAAUAUUCCAAAGUUUCGUUGGGUUCGAGGCUGUCAAUUUCCGGUUUGUAAUCUAAAAUGACUGAAAAUUGCAAAUUUCGCAAGGCUAUAUUUUCCGCAUUUUACAACAUUUUGCAACGAAACUUUGGAAUAUUACUAAUUUUGUGAUGCUCUUUCAAGCUGUAAUGAAAUUUUUGUCUAGACUUGUUGAGUUCAAAAUUUAGUGUAUUACGCAAAUGGUCAAUUGAAGGAAAGCUGGAAUGAGAAAAUAUGAUACUCGGUGAUGAAUUAAUUAUUAUUAUUAAAGGUUUAUUAGAGGUUUAUUAAGAAACACAUUUUGGCACCCGAUGGUGAAUUGCAAUAUGCUUACAGAAACAUAAUAAAGGAUGAAUAUCAAAUAAUAUAAAUAUAGAUAUAUCGUAUAUAUGUACAGUUGUUAAAAUACUACAAAUUAUUUACUAUUAAAAUUAGCAGUCAUUGCUGGUAUAAAACUAGUUUUAAAACGUUCCGUUCUGCAUUUAGUUAAUGUGAAGUUAGAAUUGUUUCUUAAGUCCAGCUAGUUCAUGCGAUUCUUCACGGAGUGGGGGUAAGAGGUGGUUGAGGUGAGCAUCGGGUUUUAAGAUCUUUUUGAAAGUUUUAGCACAUAGCUCUUGACGUCUGUCGACAAGGCGCUUGCAUUUAGCGAUGUUGAGAGCAUCUUCGUAAUCUGUUGUCGGAUAAAUAAUACGGAAAGCUCUUUUUUGAACUUUUUCAAUUUUAUCCCCCAAACACUUUGGUAACAUGGUGUGCCAGACAGGACAGGCAUAUUCUAAGAUAGAGCGCACCAUAGAAAAGUAGACUAAUAAGAGGUCAUUGGGGGGAAGACCACAGCGCUGUAGGACACGAAUAAUGUAUAAGCGUUUUGAGGCUUUUUUAACUAACGCUUCAGUGUUAUCUUGCCAUUUCAAUUUAUUGUUCAUGGUUAAGCCCAAAAUUUUGAAAGAAGGAACUAAGUCUAGAGGUAAACCAUCAAUGAGGAGUCGGGGAAUGUCAUUCUCGCUACGGACGAAACUCACUAUCAUUUCUUUGCAUUUCUUUCCGUUCAAUUUCAUGUUGUUAUUAACAGUCCAUCUUUCAAUUGUGUUAAGAUCAGAUUGUAGGACUGAAACUUCAUUUUUCUUUAAAGACUCCGAUAUUGUUACGUCAUCUACGUAUUUCCAAUGGUCAGUGCUAGAGGAUGCCAGUUCAAGAUCGUUGAUCAUAAUUAUGAACAAAUUAGGGCCCAAUUUGGUUCCUUGAGGGACACCUGCGUUAUUGAUGCCCCAAUCAGAUUGGAAAUUGUCGAUCUUUACCGAUUGACGGCGAUUUGAGAGAAAGCUGCAUAUCCAUGGAAUAAGCGACAAUCUGACGCCAAGGGCCAGCAACUUUGGGACUAGGAUAUUAUGGUCGAUGCGGUCGAACGCUUUACUAAAAUCGAGGAAAACGAUCCGCAGAUAGCUCGAUUUAUCAUCCAAUGUUCUUAGCCAAUUGUUGAUCAUAUCGAUCAAGCAAAACGUUGUAGAGGUUCCUUUAAGGCAACCAAAUUGUUGCGGGUUGAUUUUAUGUUUCACGUCAUCCACCAUCCAAUUAACCACAAAGUCCGCAAGAAUUUUGGACAAAGAGGCUGUAAGGGAGAUUGGGCGCAACUCCUCCUCACAGGAUACGGAUAGCGCUUUAGGAAUUGGUGUAAUUAACGCAUCUUUCCAUAUGUUAGGGAAUUCACCAGUGGACAGAGAUGUAUUAAUUAAAGAUGUGACAUACAGGUUCGGCCAAUUCGUACGCGAAAUCCUUAAUAAUCCGGUUAGGAAUAUUGUCAGGACCGCUGGAUUUGAAAACUUUUGUAUUGAGCAUCUUAGUGCAAACUUCGUCAGGGAAAAUUUUUGGUACAGGCCUUGGUGUAGGGAGAAAGGCAGGUAGCAGGAGAGGAUUCAGUGAUGGUAGGUCAUUACUCACGCUUAAGAAAUAGGUGUUAAGUGAUUGGGCGAGAUCUUUACCAGAUAGAGUGGUACCAUUCUUAACGAUCUUAAUGUUAUUGGUUGCAGAUCUUUUUUUCCCGGACAUCUGGUUAACGCAGUCCCACCAUUUUCUGGAGUCACUGGAUUUUAGGUGUUGUACCUUGUUCGUAUAAUAUGCGCGCUUUUUUACUCCUAUGUCGUUUCGGACUUUAAGUCUAUAGUGACGCCAGAGGUCAAGGUUACCAGAAUGAAAGGCUUUUUGCCUUUGAUAAAUCAGUUUUUUUAAUGCAGGCGUCAUCCAUGGUUUGUCAGAGUUAUGAAUUCUAAUAACCUUAGACGGGAAUAACCUAUCAACAGCAGAAUUUAACUCGUUGGUAAAGGAGGACGCUAGAGCGGUCGCAGAGUUUUUGCUUUCGGCAUCAGAGAACCACUCACGUGAGCAGCACCAUCUUCCAAAAGCUGCACGUGCCGACAUGGGGAAGGAACGUAUGUUUUUCUUAAUUGUUUUAUUAUCUGUUCCUAAAACGUUAGCUUUCGCGGACCAUUUAACAAUGUUGUGAUCUGAUGAGCCGAGCGGUGCUAUAAUCACAGGCUUAGAAUACAAGGCUUCUAGAUUAGUAACAAUUAGAUCCAAGAUGUUACCUUCACGCGUUGGGGUGUCCACUAUUUGCGUAAGAUUGUGAUGGCACAGGAGAUCGCUGAUAUCUAAAUUGUUGAAAUCACCGAGUAAGACGACACCGCAGUCGGGGUGGGUACAUCUAACUCGGUCAAUCUGAUCGAUAAGAUAGGCCGUUAAUUCCUUUUGCUCAUUGACUGGUGUAUCAGGCGGGUUAUAUAGGACACAGCAGAUUAAUCCAGUUAGGUGUCUUGGGAAGCGGUGGGGUCGUAGCCAUAACCAUAAGCAUUCAUGAGAGGGGUUUUCAAGGUCCAUUCUUCUUUUAGCUGGGAUAUUUGUCGAGAUGAAAGCGCAGACACCCCCACCACGGCUGUAAGAUCUAUCAUUGCGAAAAAUGUUGUAAUUAUUUAGGUAAAUUAGUUGCUCAGGAACAGUAUCUUUGAGCCACGUUUCAGUUACGGCAAUAAACUCUAUAGAAUGUAUUGAUAGUAAGAGGGAUAGCUCGUCUAUUUUGGGUAACAGUGAGCGAGCAUUUAUAAGAAGAAAACUCGGUAAUCUUGAUAUGUUGUUUCGGUUCAUGGCCUGGUCAUGUAUUGAAGUACUGACUAAUUUCAGUUGUCUAUGAUUAUUAAUGUGGUUAACGACGGUUUUUGCACGGUUGUUAGUAAUUCUCACAGGGAUCUUGUGAGUAUUAGCGCUAACGACAGGGAUUACACCAGUGUUUCUGCAUACCGUGCCCUGCAAUAGGGGGGAACUUGGAAGUUGUAGGGAGGGCAUAAAGGGGUUUCCAUUAGCGGUUUCGGGGGAGAUUGAAAAAACCCCGGUCCUGGGGAAUGGCAGAUUAGGAGAUAGGUGAAAAGGAAUCGUUCACCAAGAAUGGAUGGGUAGUAUAUCAAGUUUGAAUAUGAGACGAGUUCCCUUCCUUUUGCACAUAUCAAUGGAUGAAUGAGAAGAGUGGCGUAUCUUGUUCGUGACAUCACGAAGAUGCCGGACAUAUCUGUCUCCUAAACGUCUUCCAGUUUCCCCGUCUUUCAAUAGCGCCUUGUAUAGUUUUCUGUGCAUGUUUCUGCUUAGGUUGAAUGGCUGUCGAGAAAUGUAGUUAUAUCUAUAAUUUAACAAUUGUUUUGUAAUUUUCUUUCGAGCGUUCACCAAUGGCGUGUAAAAUGGAAAACGAUGAGCAAGGUUAUGAUGACAGACGUUUUGAAGGUCGAGUCAGAGAAGAUCUUUUCUGUUCUAUUUGUCAAGGAGUGCUCAGAAAUCCACGAACUUGCGAGAAUAAAGAACAUCCAUUUUGUCUUUCUUGUAUAUCUCAACAUCUUCGUAAUUCCCACACAUGUCCUGAAUGCAGAGAACACCUGACCCCAGAAACCCUCAAAGAUCCACCGAGAUUUUUAAAGAAUACCUUAUCAGAGCUGAAAAUCAAGUGUGAUUACAAUGAGCGCGGAUGUCCGGGCUACGUCCAGCUUGGAAAUUUACAGAAUCAUGUUGAGCGAUGUGGCUUUGCGCCUGUUAUGUGUGGAAAUGAAGGAUGUGGGACGGUGGUCAAUAAAAGAGAUAAAGAAAUCCACGAGAGGGAACUCUGUCAGUUUAGAAUCCCCAAAUGCCACGAUUGCAAAGAUAUUAAAGCAAGUCAAGAUGAAAUUAAUGCAAGUGAAGAUGAAAUAAAGGUAAAUUAUAAAAAUGGAAAAAUGGAACGGCAAGAUAAGAUUCUCUUGGUCAGUAUAGGAGGCUUUCAUGAUGAUAAGAAUAAUUGUUCUGUAGAUCUACUGCCGCAGAGAAAGUUUACAAGAUAUCUAUUUAUUGUGAAUAUACUAACCAUACUCUGUCAAAAUGUAUAAAGUGCCAUCUUUUGGAUCAUUUUUAACAUCAAUACUUAUAAUUCAGGAAUCACAAGCUGAAAUGAAAGUGAAGAUCGAUGAAAUGGAAAUCAAACAAGAUGACAUAAAGGUAAAAUAAAGAUUGUUUAUUUAUACUUUAGAGGUUUGCAUGGCAAUCAAAAUAAUAGUUUUGUAGAUUUACUCUGGGAAGAAAUUUAAGACAAUAUAUGUAUUUAUACUCACUAUAUUAAUCAUAGUUUGUAGAUAUCUUAACAGCAACACUGCAACACAUUUACCAAAAGUUAAAUUUUACAAUUCAGAAAAAUAAUAACGAAAUCAAACAUUCCCAAGCACAGAUGAAAGUGGAAUUGAACGAAAUGAAAGAUAAAAUCACUGGAAUGGAAAGAAAACAAGAAAAAAUAAAGGUAAGAUAAGAUUGGUUCAUUCUAGGUUUACAUGACGAUAAAAAUAAAUCUUCUGUAUGUCAACAUUGGGAGGAUAUUUAUUUACAAUUCCUGUACUAAUCGUAGUUUAUAAAAAUGUACAGGAUGAGAUGAAAGCGGAAUUGAAAGAAAUGAAAGAUAAAAUCACAGGAAUAGAAAGAAAGCAAGAUCAAACAAAGGUAAGUCAUGAUUAUUUUUAGUUCUUUGCAGAUUUGCAUGGAAAUGAAUUGAAUUGUUUUGUGUAUUGUUGACGAUGACAAUGACGACAAUGGAUUAUUUCAAACCUGAAAUUAUGAUCUAUUAAGAAAACUGAAUAGUUUCGGUGGUAUACCGGGUGGCGCAAAAAAGUUCUCCUGUUCGAUUUAGUAUUUCUUAAAAACUAAAAGAGCUAGGAACAAGGUGCAUUGCAUUCAGUAAUGUCUAACUUUAAUUUUGACAUGCGCCGUGUCCAUUUUCAUGUAAUACCGACCGAGAUAGUUGCGGAUGAAGAUUUUUGGUCAUUUUGCGUAAGAGAUUGUCGAAGCAAUUCGAUAUUUUCCGCUCCCAUCGGUCGACCACUUUGUUCUUUGUUGAGAAUCUAGCAAGUCCCCUCUCGCACAAACGUUCAAAACAUUUUCAUAAUAGACCUUUUAAAAGUCUGCCUUUUAACGUCGUUUGCGGAUAAAUACGAUCAUUUGGCCAAUCAGGCAAGCCAAAUGGCUGUGCGGGGUUUUCCUUUAUCCGCAAAUUACGUCACAAGGCACAUUUUUUUAAAAAAGUCUACUGUUCGCUUACUCGAGCAGGAAGAUUACCUCAGCAACCUGCCCAACGCCAUAUAAACUGGUAGCAGUUCUUUUAGUUUUGAAGUUGUACGAAAUCAAACAUGAGAGAGUUUUUCAUACGUCCGUCUUUCUAAAUUUUAUAUAAGAACUGUUUAUCUCAACAAAUGUACAUUAAAUAACAAACAAAACUGAAUAAUGUCCUUUUACUCAUUUCCUUAUGUCAUGAGUAACAUUUAAAUGGUUUCGAAAACUUUCCAUGCAUAUACGUACCUACGGAAAACGCUUAAGUGGAAUGUAGCCAUAAGCAUAUAUAUAUAUAUAGUAAAUAUUUUAUUAUUCGGUGGCAAUAUAAUAAUCGGCCAUCGAAAAUCAGUUCAACUCCCAGUAAAAUAUUAUUCAUGAACUGCGGUCAUGCCUUUGGCGUUGAGAAUUAUGAGGACUACACUGUGACGUGGUCACCAAAGUAUUUUAUUUUCAAUUCAGCAAAGUGUUGACGAGAUGAAACAGCAGUUUCAAAAAAUAAUGACAAUGGUUCAGCAAGCAUUGCAAGGAAGCAUUGUAAAAAACAAUGGUGCCCAAGCUAUAGAUCCAGCAGUUCCAGACAACAACCAAGAUAUUAUUAUGCUUGGCGGUUAUAAUGCCCCAGGGCUUAAAGGUGUAUCGAAUACAGUUGAAAAAUACAACAUAGCAGAACGCAAGUCAACUCAACUACCAGGAAUGAAUCUCGCUCGAGCAAAAUCAGCAUCAUGUGUUUACAACGGUGAUGUCAUCGUUGCCGGAGGUUGGGAUGGUCAAGAUGGUACUGACUUGAUCGAAAUUUUAAAGAUGAACCAGCAUCCUUUGCGAUGGACGAUAUUUGAUGCUAAACUGCCCGUCAAGUUAUCUCACCAUGUGGUCAUAGUUUACCAAGAUAAAUUAUAUAUUAUAGGAGGACAUAGCUGGAGUGAAAUGAAAACAUCCGAUGCAAUUUAUGAACUAUCCCUUGCACCGCCUUAUACUGUCAAGCUUCUCGCAAGAAUGCCUCAGGCAAGGGCAAACCACAGAGCGGAGAUUGUUAACGAGAAGCUAUUUAUCUUGGGAGGAGCGACAACAGGCCACAGUAAAGAUACCACAUGUACCGAUAGCGUAGUUGCGUAUGAUUUCACCAAGAACGAGAUUAAGCCAUGUCCAUCGUUAUCAAAGCCUGUCUUAGGAAUGUCCACAGUUACUUGGGGCGAUAUGAUCAUUGUUGUCGGCGGGGAGGAUAAGAAUGAUCAGGUUUUAAAUGACGUCAUCAUGUAUCACAUUGAAACUGGGCGAAGUGAAAAAUUACCUUCACUGAAACACAAGAGGAGUGGACCCUCAGCUGUCAUCGUGCAUGACGUCAUUAUUGUAUUCGGAGGAGGGAAUAAGGGGGAAGGACAUCUCAACUCAGUAGAAAGUUUCACAAUGGGAGAUGAUCAGUGGAAAGAACUGCCAGGAAUGAAAGAGAAAAGAUAUUACGCAACUGCUGUAGCGAAACUUCGUAACUAGUUUCAAAGAUACGUUUUACAACAUACAUUUUACAUCAACAUUUUCGAGGUUUUAUAAUCAUAUGAAUAGAAAACAGAUUAUUGUAAUCUUUGUCUUUUAUAACUGAACAAAAUAUUGUGGAAUGUAAAUAUAUAGUAUAUAUAUAGCAACAUAGACUGUAGGAAGUAUGGUAUGUAAAUGUUUAAUAAAACUCAAGAUAACUUGUAUGUUGAUUUGCAUGGCAUCAAUAUAAUUUUCAAAAUCUCAUACGAACAGUGAUGAAGACAUUGACAGAAGACUAUCAGUGAGUAAGUGUUACAGAGCAGUAGAUGCUCGUCAACUUCACAAAUGUUCAUACUUAUAGCAGAAAUAAAUUAAACUACGUCUCUUAAUUCUAUUCAUUCGCCUCAAAAACACAGUUUCAUUCAAUGAAAACAACUCAAAUUAUUUUCUCACUCUGAUAACUGCAGGUUGACCAUCAUCUGCUGCACGAUAGUGUUUAGUCAAAUUCCGAGAAGUAUAAUAUGGAACUAUCAACCAUGAAACCGUAAUGUUAUGCAUAGUACAAAGGAACAUAGUAUCACAGACAACAGCAAUGUAGCCAAUCAUGUAAGACAUUUGAGAACCUUUAUUCCAUACACAACUGAAACACUAUCUACAGCGACUUUAUUGAAAUCGCUAGUGUUUGAAUUUGCAUUCAUUAGCGACUCCAUAUAGAGUUAUAGAGCUAUUACUUCUCUUGCUUAUAAACUGACCCGUCCGUCAAAUUACUACACUGCGUGUCUUUCAGGGGUAUUUUCCUCCAGGAUAUUUUUGCUCCGAGGAACUUUUGUUCAGGGAUAUUUUUCUCUGGGGUUUUUCCCCCGGGAUUUUUCCCCCGAUGUCUGAUUUUCUUUCACUGACUUCGUGUCACGUGUUUGUUCACAUGACUGAAGGCGGUAAAUUAUUCGCAGUUAAAAGUGUUCCAGCAUGAAACUUAGGAAAAACCCUACCAUAACCCUUACCAUAACCCAAAUCCUAAUCUUUUGUAAAACCACAACCCUAAUCCUUAUUGUAAUCCUAAUCCUGUUCACGUCAUACAUAGAUACACUUUAUUUAAUCUCGAAUUUACAGAGUAGCUCCAACGAGCUUAGUAUCUUCGAGCAAUAUAGUAUUUAUAUAUAUUAUAAUCUAUCUAGACUAUCUACUUAAACUUUAAGUUUUAAAUUGGUUAAAGUCUAUUACUGUCCAAAAAUUGUCAUUAAGAGAGUUCCAACUUUUAGCCGCUAGCUAAAUAUUUAAUUGACUCUCAGUAAUCCAUAUUUGAUCGUUCUAGGUUUGGCUGAAGUCAAUAUAUUUUCACCUCUUAACAAAUAUUUACAACUUCUGACGUUAAUUUAAACCACAGUUAAUUUAAACAGGCCUUCAAGUCCUUGUGACGUGAAAUAAAUAUCGCUUCCACGAAAUGACGUAAUAUAUCUGAGUACAAGAAAUGCCAUAUUUUGAACUUUUCAAGCUAUAUAUACGCAUUAAAAUGAUUAAAAUGUAACUUCUAUAUUCAUAAUAAUAACAACUGAUGUGUAGAAUUCUGUGAAAUAUAUCAACAUAUUAUGAAAAUUGAGUAAUUCCUAGACAGGAAGUCAGAAUGCCACUUGAGAUCACAGCUUGAUCACGAGUGUUUUGUAAUAUAUUCAGAGAGAAAGGCAUUGAUUACACUGCCACAGAGCUGGCUGCAAUAAAGUGAAUAAACUGAGAGUGUUGCUGUGAAAAUUUCAAGUAAGUUUUGUUCAUAUUUUUACAUUACGUUCCCACGAGAGCUGACGAGUUCGCAACGAGACGCGAAUUAGUCGCAUUUCAUUUGUUCACAAGGGUAUUCGAGUUAGCUGCACGAUCAAAUUGUUUGGUUUCAAACCUCGCGUGUAAACACAAAUCGAGAUUGUUCAAAUUUGACUAUGGUACGUAUACAGAACUCAUCCUGUCUCACACUCAAAUGUUUGCGAUUUCCCCUAGCGCGCAUUCAGGGGACGCAAGAAAUCAGAUGUAUUAGAGUAACAGCUGUAGUGUAGGAAUUCCCGUGUGGACAAAUGAAGGAGAACAAUUGAUGUGAUAUAAUCCUGAAGUGUCUGUGUCAGUGUAGGUAGUGUCAAUAAUAUGAACAAGCUUUCGUUGCUAGGGAUGCAACUACCUGAAAAAUAUAAGGAGAAAUUCGACGUUUCAAGCGAAGGCACUUCGUCUGGAGUUACUGAAUGAAGGGUCUUCGCUUGAAAUGUCGAAAUUCUCCUUAUAUUUUUCACGUAGUUGCAUCCCUAGCAACGAAAGCUUGUGAACAAUUGAUGUACAAUUCCAAAUUCACUUGGUCUCGCGUGAUCAGGGUCUCAUGUGCAAAUAUUUCCAUUGUAAGUUUUUAGCAAACCCUAGCGAGUUGCUUUGAGCGACAGUCAUUAGACUCUGGAAUAAAAUAUUCUCGAGUAUAAAACGCUUAUAUACAGCUAUGGUUUCAUGUUUUGCGUUCAAAUAAAGGAAAGCAAAUGUUGCCUUAUUCGAUCUUAAUGAACAUUAGAUCUAUAUUUUGGUAUUCGUGGUAAUGUAGACUUUUCAUAUUCAUAGCAAAUCCUAUCCUAGUCAUCCUAACACCGCGGAAAAACGUCUGCGCAUGCGUCAACCUUACCUGUAAUAGUAUUGCGAACUUGAUGAGAAGCUGUUCCGAACGUUUCCGAAGGCUCAAAAUGGCGGUAAAUAGGAGUGACUUCAUUGUGCGUCUUUACAGCCAGAUUUCAAGCGCAAAAAUAAACAUGUCAUUCUAAAAACUAGAAAUAAAUACAGCCAGAAGGUUCAAGAAAUUGUAUUGUACAAGAACAUGAACUAAAGGUGAUUGUUGACAAAUUUAUCGUCUGAAACAUUUUGUUUAUCAACUAACCAACGACAAUUUCUGAAUUUUCGUUUGAGAUACAUUUCUUUAAAAAAAACUGUGUCGCCAAAUAUAAAAAAUUUGCGUGUUCACAAUAAUUAAACUUUAGGAUUUAUUCUACAAUUUGAGUGGGUUAAGAAGCUUAACUUUUCGAGAGUUUUCUUAACUUUUUAGCUUGAAUUUUUGUUUUGAAUAAUUUUGGAAAAAUUUUCGAAGUCGUGUCCGUUCAAAUCAACAUUUUUUUACAUGAAUUAUAUUUCAUUCCAUACUUUAAAUGCCAGGACGCUUUCAAUUAAUGUCUAGUCUACCCAUUUGCUAUAUUUUCUCGUUUGUUUUACUACUUUUCACCAAUUAAUAAGCAUGUUUUUGUUUUAGAAAUUGAUAUUCAAAUUCCCCGCCAUAUUUUCAUAAUUUGGUGCAUGCGCAGACGUUUUUCCGCGGUGUUAGUCAUCCUACGCUUGCUUGUUUAAACAUGUAAUCAUUGUAAUGCGCAUGUGCAGUUAGGGAUGGGCCACAUAAUAGCAUCGCGAAUAAAUUGUGUUCAUUUCUGAAAUUUUGACCUGCAAUAACUUUAUUAUGUUAGAUCGAGUGUAAAAUAUAGGAUACACUAGAAAUACAUUACUGCAAAUCCCUAUAGCUUGCCCAAAUUCCUGAGAGUUUAAAUCUCGUGUACUUAUAAAGGAUAAGAACUCAUCACCAGUCUCUGUAGACUUGAUAACUCAACAGAUAGAGCAGUGGACUAGAUUCCUGAAGGAUGAAAGUUUAAAUCUCGUGUACUUACAAAGGAUAACUAAGAACUCAUCACCAAUCUCUGUAGACUUGAUAGUUCAACAGGUAGAGCAGUGGACUAGAUUUCUGAAGGUUGAGAGUUUAAAUCUCGUGCACUUAUAAAGGAUAAAAACUCAUCACCAAUCUCUGUAGAUUUGAUAGCUCAACAAGGUUGAGAGGUUUCUUCAUAAAUUUUCCAAGAAAUCUGCAAUCUCCCUGAUCACUAAAGAAGACAGUAAUUUCCCUGGUCAUUGAACAUUGAAAGGAAAUUAUUAUCUGAGUUCUGCCUUACAGGUAAAUAGCUUUAUGCGCAAGUUUUUACUGUAGCCUACAUGCUCUAACGCAAUUUUGACCAGAUUAACUCUUUUUAUCAAAAUGUAAGUUAGAUAACGGAAUAAAAUUGCUGAUGUACUUAUAAAGCAUACAUAACAACUUGUGCCCAAUCUCUGUAGAGCGCUGGAUUAUACAGUUUUUAAUUUCAUGUUAUUCAACUCGCCAACGAUCUUUAGACUAGAUAGAAUACAUGUAUUUGCUAAUCAAGACCAACUGAAAUAAAUAAAUACAUUUAUAGACGCUUGAUAAGAAAAUGUAUAGGAUUAGUCUAGAAUUUUUGUAGAGCAAAAACAUACAUGUAUCACAUGUAUGGUGUAGGAAGACUUUUUGUGAUUGGUAUGAAAGAGAAUAUAAAAAAAUGUCAUUCUAUAUCACAAUAAUCUUAUGCUAAUAUUCUAUCCUGAUGAUUUUAUUCGUUGUUAUUUGCAGGUAUAUAUAUGUUUGCAGAAAGGUUUUUGACAUUUCUGAGAAAGUAAUUGUUAAGAGAUAAUUACUGGAUUUUAUCAUUAGGUAAAUAGUUUUGACUUCCAUAUUUAUACAUAUUACUUAAUCUGUUCUAACCAGAGACGAAGCUACAAUCCUGGUCAAAAAUUUACCUCAACAUUGCAGAAAUUGUCAAUUUCCCACAAUAAUAAAAAGCAUACCUCCAUGGGCAUAUAUAUGCACAUGUGAAUAAAACAUACAAUGGGCAUACAUGCACAUGUGAAUAAACUUCUAAAUAAACAGAAUUCGUCCGCGAAAUUUAUAAAGCUUCCUAUGGGAAAAUAAGAAUAAUGUUUGUAGCAUGUUUGAUUUUGAAGUUAACCAAUCGUUUCAAUCUGUUGUAAUACAUUUAUAUAGUUACUAAUUUAUUGUGGAAAAACGUUGAUGCAUGCUACGAUAGUUUCGGUUUCCAAACCCAAAUACGCAACAGAUUGUAAAUAUGGGCAGUAUAGUACCAUGUAGACGGUCAAAAUAUACAAGUUCAUGUUUUACUUUUGUCUCGUUUCAGUCUGAUUUGAAAAGCGUAAAGAAUUAUCUUGUGAAUUGUUCACAUCAUCCUCCACAUGUACUUGUCUUUGUUGCGGUUUUUAAUCUUACAGUUUGAGCAUUUCUGAUCCUAGAAUGAAAAUCUUAUUUCAUAUUGCACAAAUUAUUUAAUCCCUUUUCUCCUGAACACAGAGAACUGUAACGACUCGCGACCUUAGACUAAUACUUGUUUAGGUGAUAUUGGCUCCUUUAAUUCAUGCCCCCACUUGUCGUCAUAGUUUUUCUACAAAGUUUCCGUUUCGAUUGAGUGGCUUUCAAAAUGUAAGAAGGUUUUGUUAUCCCCGUUAACAAGUGUUCCACCGUAUCUAAAAUUUAACAAUUUUCUUUCAAGCGUUCACCAAUGGCGUAUAGAAUGGAAAACGAUGAGCAAGGUUACGAUGACAGACGUUUUGAAGGUCGAGUCAGAGAAGAUCUUUUCUGUUCUAUUUGUCAAGGGGUGCUCAGAAAUCCACAAACUUGCCAGAAUAAAGAACAUCCAUUUUGUCUUUCUUGUAUAUCUCAACAUCUUCGUAAUUCCCACACAUGCCCUGAAUGCAGAGAACACCUGACCCCAGAAACCCUCACAGAUCCACCGAGAUUUUUGAAGAAUACCUUAUCAGAGCUGAAAAUCAAGUGUGAUUACAAUGAUCGUGGAUGUCCGGGCUACGUCCAGCUUGGAAAUUUACAGCAUCAUGUUGAGCGAUGUGGAUUUGCGCCUGUUAUGUGUGGAAAUGAAGGAUGUGGGACGGUGGUCAAUAAAAGAGAUAAAGAAAUCCAUGAGAGAGAACUCUGCCAGUUUAGAAUUCCCAAGUGCCACGACUGCAAAGAUAUUAAAGCAAGUCAAGACGAAAUGAAAGCAAGUCAAGAUGAAAUAAAGGUAAAUAUGGAAAGAAUGGAACGGUGAGACAAGAUUUUCUUAGUCACUAGCAGGUUUUGUAGUAGUUGAUAAGAAUAACUAUUUUUCAGAUCUACUGUCGAAAAGAAAUUUUACAAGAUAUCUAUUUAUUGUUAACAUAUUAACGAUAGUUUGUCAAAAUGUAUAAAGAGCUAUCUUUGGUAUCAUUUUUAACACUAAUACUGCAAUUCAGGAAACACAAACUGACAUUAAAGUCAAGAUCGAUGAAAUGGAAAUCAAACAAGAUGACAUCAAGGUAAAAUAAAGAUUUUCUUUUUAGUAAUGACCAGAAGGCUUUUUUUAUAACAAAUUUAAUAAAUUGUAACAACGUUUACAAUUUAUUAAAUUUGUUAUAAAAAAGCCUUCUGGUCGUUACUAAAAAGAAAAUUAUUACAUUUAAAUGAAGCUUAGAGAAAGUUCGCUUCUAAUCACAUUGUAAAAUAAAGAUUGUUUAUUUAUACUUUGGAGGUUUGCAUGGCAAUCAAAAUAAUAGUUUUAUAGAUCUGUUCUGGGAAGAAAUGUAAGAAGAUAUAUGUAUACUGCAGGUAUAGGUAUGUUAGUGGCGGAAGGUAUAAUUGCUUUGAAAAUAAAUAAAUAAUAAUCAGUCAGAGAACGUGUUUACCAAACUAAUACUGCAAUUCAGGACUGCCAAGCUGACAUUAAAGUCAAGAUCGAUGAAAUGGAAAUCAAACAAGAUGACAUAAAGGUAAAGGCAAUCAAAAUAAUAAUUUUGUAGAUCUACUCAGGGAAGACAUUUUGCAAGAUAUAUGUAUUUAUAUAUACUAAUUAUAUUAUAGUUUGUCAAAAUGUAUACAGUAUCAUGUUUGAAAUAAUAUAUAACAAUAUAAUUCAGAAAUCCCAAUCUGAGAUGAAAGUUCAAAACGAAGAAAUAGAAAGAAAACAAGAUGAAAUCAAGGUAAAACAAGACUUUUCGGUUGCCAAUGGAUUUGAAUUGCGAUAGGUAUAAUUGGUUAACAGCAACAAUGCAACACAUUUACCAAAAGUUAAAUUUUACAAUUCAGAAAAAUAAUGACGAAAUAAAACAUUCCCAAGCACAGAUGAAAGUGGAAUUGAACGAAAUAAAAGAAAAAAUCACUGGAUUGGAAAGAAAACAAGAAAAAAUAAAGGUAAGAUAAGAUUGGUCCGUUUUAGAUUUACAUGGCCAUAAAAAUAAAUCUUCUGUACGUCAACUUUGGGAGGAUAUUUAUUUACAUUUCCUUUACUAAUCAUAGUUUAUAAAAAUGUACAGGAUGAGAUGAAAGUGGAAUUGAAAGAAAUGAAAGAUAAAAUCACAGGAAUGGAAAGAAAGCAAGAUCGAACAAAGGUAUGUCAUGAUUAUUGGGUCAUCAUCUACCUAUACUAUCCAGGCUCGUGGUUGGUUGAUUACAACAAUGAAAUACAAUAAAACUAUAGAAAUCGUCUUUCUAUUGAACGAGUCACGAACAAUCAUCAUUUUUGUUUCCGAUUUGUUUCUGAAAGCAAAUCACAAAACAUGAUCGUUGUAGGUAGGUCUUUACCCGGAUUAUUUGCAGUUCUUUGCAGCUUUGGACAGAGACGAAUAAAAUUGUCUUGUGUAUUGUUGGCGAUGACAAUGGAUUAUUUCAAACCUGAAAUUAUGAUCUAUGAAGAAAACUGAAUUGUUUUAGUAGUAUACCGGGUGGCUAUUUGGUGUAACUACAAAACUAAAAGAGCCAUUACACUUAAAGCCUGGUUCACAUAUAUGCCUGCGGUAUAUGCCUGAGCUAUCAUUGUUUACAGCUGUUGAUGCAUAGUUUACAUUCUUUUGUGAAUUAUUUGGUUGAACUGCUAACGACAAUAGCCCGCCGACAUACCGUAGGUAUAUGUGAACUAGGCUUAAACAAGGUGCGUUACAUUCAGUAAUUUCCAACUUAAAUUUAUGCCAUCUGCAUUUUCAUGCAAUGUUGACAGCUGCGUUUAAACUUAAGUAAGUGUCGAAAAUUAGCCAAAAACGGCUUAUUCAAUAUUAGAACAGCAAUAACAUGUGUUUAGACGCACUUCAGUCAGAAAGUACACAUUCGUUUUUCACAGACAAAUGUUUAUUUAUCAGUAAAUACCUCUCGCACAAACUUUCAAAACGUUUUCAUAACUUUCGCUCACUCGAGUAGGAAAAUUACGUCAGUGACCUGCCCAACGCCGUAUAACCUCACGAACAUUAUUCACCCUUGCAUAUUCUAAACAAAUCCAAACUGUUUGGUCCUUCAUUAAACGAAGCAUGUUUAUAAAAAACACGCCACGUUUCUUUGGAACAUUAGAAUUGGAUUGCGCAGCGACAUUGAAUAUUUAAAAUAAAACUUUUAAUCAAAACAGCCUUAUAUUAUAAGUUAAUUUUCAUGCAUUUCAAAGGCAAAGAUCGUAAAACAAAAAUAAAAGAGCAUAUAUCCAUCCAAUAAAUAUUUUAAACUUCAACUUCACUUGAUUGAAACGAAUGACCUGCGAUAAAAUAGUAACGGUCAUCAAAUUAGUUUAAUACGCUGUUUCAGCUAAUUCUAUACACUUCCAAAAAUAUCUACUCAAGUUUAAUUAAACGCAGCUAUCUCGGUCAAUAUUGCAUGAAAAUACAUAUAUCAAAAUUUAAGUUUGAAAGCAACGUAACUUUGUUUAAUUGUAAUAGUUCUUUUAGUUUUGAAGUUAUACUAAAUCAAACAGAACUUUUUUGCAUCACCGGGUAUAGUCCAUCACAAAGAUUAAAGGCUGCAUUUCAGUUGAGAGUUUUUCAUUCGUCCGCCCAUACGCACGCAAAAGUUUUAAUCGAGUAAAUUAUUAUUUAUCAGCUGCGGUUAUAACUUUGGCGAAUUAUGAGGGCUGCACUGUGACGUAGUUAUAAAGUAUUUUAUUUUCAAUUCAGCAAAGUGUUGACGAUAUGAACCAGCAGUUUGAAAAAAUGAUGAUAAUGGUUCAGCAAGCAUUGCAAGAAAGCAAUGUAACCAACAAUGGCGCUCAAGCUAUGGAUCCAGCAGUUCCAGCCAACAACCAAGAUAUUAUUAUUCUUGGUGGUCGGUAUGGCCCAAAAAUGGAAAAUAUAUCAAAAACAGUUGAAAAAUACAGCAUAAUAGAAGGCAAGUCAACUCAACUACCAGGAAUGAAUCUCACUCGAACAGCAUCAGCAUCAUGUGUUUACAACGGUGACGUCAUCGUUGCCGGAGGUUACGAUGAUCAAGCUGGUAUUGACUUGAUCGAAAUUUUAAAGAUGAAGCAGCAUCCUUUGCGAUGGACGAUGUUUGAUGGUAAACUGCCCGUCAAGUUACACGGUCAUGACGUCACAGUUUACCAAGAUAAAUUAUAUAUCAUAGGAGGAGAUAACUGGAAUGAAAGGAAAAUAUCCGAUGUAAUUUAUGAAUUAUCCCUUGCCCCGCCUUAUACUGUCAAGGUUAUCGCAAGAAUGCCUCAGCCAAGACAACACCACGGAGCGGAGAUUGUUAACGGGAAGUUAUUUAUCUUGGGAGGAACCACAACAAGACAGAAUAAAGAUGCCACAAAUAGUGUUGUCGUGUAUGAUUUCAUCAAGAACGAGAUUAAGCCAUGUGCAUCGUUGCCCAAGCCUGUCUCAGGAAUGUCCACAGUUGCUUGGGGCAAUACGAUCAUUGUUGUCGGCGGGGUGGAUAAGAAUGAUCAAAUUUUAAAUGACGUCAUCAUGUAUCACAUUGAGUCAGGGCGAAGUGAAAGAUUACCUUCACUGAAACACAAGAGGCGUGGUGCAUCAGCUGUUAUCAUGCAUGACGUCAUUGUUGUAUUGGGAGGAUGGAAUAAGGAAGAGAGACUUCUCAACUCAGUAGAAAGUUUCACAAUGGGAGAUGAUCAGUGGAAAGAAAUGCCAGGAAUGAAAGAAAAAAGGGUUUUGGCAAAUGCUGUAGUGAAACCUCGCAACUAGUUUUUAUAGAUACGCUUUACAACAUACAUUUUACAUCAACAUUUUCGAAGUUUUAUAAUCAGGUGAAUAGAAAACUUAAUAUUGUAAUCUUUGCCUUUUAUAACUUAACAAAAUAUUGUGGAAAGUAAAUAUAGUGUAUAUAUAGUAACAUAGACUGUAGGAAGUAUGGUAUGUAAAUGUUUAAUAAAACUCAAGAUAACUUGUAUGUAGAUUUGCAUGGCAUCAAUAUAAUUUUCAAAAUCUCAUACGAACAGUGAUGAAGACAUUGACAGAAGACUAUCAGUGAGCAAGUGUUACAGAGCAGUAGAUGCUCGUCAACUUCACAAAUGUUCAUACUUAUAGCAGAAAUAAAUGAAACUACGUCUCUUAAUUCUAUUCAUUCGCCUCAAAAACACAGUUUCAUUCAAUGAAAACAACUCAAAUUAUUUUCUCACUCUGAUAACUGCAGGUUGAAUAUCAUCUGCUGCACGAUAGUGUUUAGUCAAAUUCCGAGUAGACAUGGAACAUUGAAUCCAAGAGAUGAAUUUUGAUACUAAGAUUGUUAAAUAUGGUCUCGUGGAGUCAAUAAUCUGUUGGCUGAUUUAAAAUAAAGUCUGGAUCACGCAAUGGACCAUUGAAAUCAUGCAUGACAUGUAUUAAUAGGUUUACCCCUUACUUUAAACAUCAUAAAAUUCGUUCUACUAGACAAAUUUUAAUAAUCUUAGUGUCAUUCAAUUCAUUUCUAUCCUCGCUAAUAAUUAGCUGUUUAAAAAUCCGCAGCAUUGGUACCGAUAUUAAAACCAAUCUAUGAAAAUUCAUAAAUGAACUUCCAAAAUGAGAACUGUGAUUGUUAUAUGACGAGCUAUUGAACUUGACAAUUUGCAUGUUAUGUUAAUAAUAAUGUUAAUAUAGUUUGGAUUAGAUAUAAUUGUUUAGAAGUUAUUUUUAACUAUUUUUUAGAAAUAUUCUGAUUUUCAUUGUG
This is a messenger RNA of Paramuricea clavata, 19426 nucleotides long. The record is from the annotation of a GenBank genome assembly. NCBI's taxonomy places the organism in Eukaryota, Metazoa, Cnidaria, Anthozoa, Malacalcyonacea, Plexauridae.